This is a messenger RNA of Danaus chrysippus (African queen), 1305 nucleotides long. Lineage: Eukaryota; Metazoa; Arthropoda; Insecta; Lepidoptera; Nymphalidae. The record is from the annotation of a GenBank genome assembly.
AUGCCAUGUCUUAGAAAACUAGACUUGUAUAAUAAUUUUUUAAAUGAAAUACCUGAUGGUUUAGAGAAAUUCGAUGAAAUAGAUCUGGCAAUGAAUUAUUUUGAAGAACCUAGUCAUGAGGAAUAUGUAAGGAGAAAAGAAAAACUCAGAUCUAAUGUUGCAGACAGAUUUGAUGGCAGAAAAAAUGUUGAGGAGAAAUCAGAUGAUGAAAAGUCUCAUAUCACUGAUGAUGAACUCGUUAGUUGUGGAAGUGAAAAUAGAGUUGACGAGAACCGACCACCGAGCUCACCAGAAGACUGGGAUUCUGACGAAUAUUGGAUACCUCAUCUAACCCCGAAGACUGAAAACCCACAGUCACCCUGGAUAUUCUUUGUUAGAAAAAAGAUUAAUGAAGGAAACUUUUGCCCGAUUGACAAUCACAUAGUACCUAUUGCAGACCAAGUUAAAUAUGAAAAAUUAUGUAAUCCCACAAUUGACUAUGAGACUGACGGACAGUUUGACGAUUUAUCUGAUGACGCUAGUGCUCAAUAUGAAAAUAUCAAAAUUGAUGUGGUUGGUGCUAAAAAGAAUGUGGGUCUCAUAAGUCUCAACAGACCGAAAGCUUUGAAUGCUUUAUGCAAAGAUCUCUUUGUUGAACUUGGCAAAGCUGUUAAGGACUUUGAUGCUGAUGAUAAAAUUGCCACCAUUAUAAUAACAGGGAACGAGAAGGCCUUUGCAGCGGGAGCUGAUAUUAAAGAAAUGCAAAAUAACACAUACAGUAGCAAUGUCAAAGCUGGAUUCUUACAAGAAUGGGAAGACAUUUCUAACUGUGGAAAACCAAUUAUUGCAGCUGUAAAUGGUUUUGCUUUGGGAGGUGGUUGCGAGUUGGCUAUGCUAUGCGACAUCAUAUAUGCCGGUGAGAAAGCCAAAUUUGGUCAACCCGAGAUUAACAUUGGAACAAUCCCCGGAGCUGGAGGUACCCAACGUCUUCCAAGAUAUGUCGGAAAAUCCAAAGCCAUGGAGAUCGUUUUAAGCGGCAACUUCGUUGAUGCUCAUGAAGCUGAGAAAAUGGGUCUUGUCAGUAAAGUUUUCCCUGUUGAGAAGCUUUUGGAAGAAACAAUUAAAUUGGCUGAAAGAAUCGGCACUCAUUCACCACUCGUUGUGAAACUGGCCAAGCAAGCUGUCAACCAGGCUUAUGAAACCACACUGAAAUCGGGUCUACAGUAUGAGAAAUCAUCUUUCUACGGAACUUUUGCUACUGAGGAUCGUAAAGAAGGCAUGACGGCGUUUGUCGAGAAAAGGGCGCCUAAUUUCAAAAACAAUUAA